UUUUCUCCCUCUCUCCCCCGUUUCUGUGGCGUCCGUGCGUGCGAGGGGGUGUGCAGGCGUGUGUGCCGUGCCUGGUAGUGGCGUGUACCCUCCUGACACGCCCGUACCGCCCUUGGAAAACAUUUAAAGAAAGGAAUUGAAUGAGGGGUUUCGUGAAUGGCGGGAUGACGUCAGCGGGGGGCGGGGCAAGAGGCAGGAGACAGCGUAGUGUGUGUUGAACCGGUGACGGGGGAGGAUGUAUGUCACGAUGCUCCACCGCCUCCACCACCACCGCCACCACCACCGCCUGCCCCUCCACCUCCACCACCACGCCCGCCACUAAGUCCGCGCCCACGCCCACGCCCCGGGAGAUGGUCAUGGCGGAGAAGGCCAAGGCGCCGGUCAAAGUCGGUUUCUAUGAUAUUGAAAAGACGAUCGGGAAGGGGAAUUUUGCCGUCGUGAAGUUGGCCCGUCACCGCAUAACCAAGAGUGAGGUGGCUAUUAAGAUCAUCGACAAGAGCCAACUGGACGCCGCCAAUCUCCAGAAAGUGCAUCGGGAAGUGAAGGUGCUCAAGUCCCUCCAUCACCCACACAUCAUUAAGCUUUACCAGGUGAUGGAGUCGAAGAACAUGAUCUACCUAGUCUCAGAAUACGCCUGCAACGGAGAAAUUUUUGACUACAUCGCGCGCUACGGCCGGAUGACAGAACCAAUGGCGAGACGCAAGUUCUGGCAGAUUCUCUCAGCGGUGGAGUAUUGUCACGACCGUCACGUGGUGCACCGGGAUCUGAAGGCGGAGAACCUCUUGUUAGACAUCAACAUGAACAUGAAGAUCGCGGACUGGGGCUUCAGCAACUACUACACCCCCAACGACACCCUCAACACCUGGUGCGGCUCUCCCCCCUACGCCGCGCCGGAGGUCUUCGAGGGGAAAAAGUACAUCGGCCCGGAGAUCGACAUUUGGAGCCUGGGCGUGGUGCUGUACGUGCUGGUGUGCGGCGCCCUGCCCUUCGACGGCCCCACCCUACCGGCGCUGCGGGACAGGGUGCUUUCCGGCCGCUUCAGGAUACCCUACUUCAUGUCCUCAGAUUGCGAGCAGCUGGUGCGCAAGAUGCUGGUGCUGGACCCGUCGCGGCGGUACACGGUGCAGCAGAUCAGGCGGCACCGCUGGAUGACCUGCGAGGACCCCCCCAGCCCAGCCCCCGAGCCCCCCGAGGUGGCCAGGGCGGAGCGGACCACCGACCCCAACGAGCAGGUCCUCAGGGUCAUGCAGGAGCUGGGCAUCGACGUGACCAGGACCAGGGAGGCGCUGCUGAACGAUGCCUACGACAACUACACGGCCAUCUACCUGCUGCUGCUGGAGCGGCUCAAGCAGCACCGCUCGUCGCUGCAGGGCGAGCGACACUCCGGCCUGGAGCACCAGCGGCGACGGCCCUCCAGCGUGGCCGAGGCCGCCGUCAGGAAGAUGUGUGCCGCCAUGCCCCCCGGCAAGGCCUCGCCGCCCACGCCCCUCAUGACGGCGCAGGGGGAGAUGGCGCCGCAGGACCCACUGGUGGUCCGCACCUUUGGCCACACCGGCAGGAUGCUGCCGGCCACGCCAGGGGACCACUCCACCGCCCUCUCGCACUCCUUUAUAUCAAAUCUGAGCCAGCUGGGCAUGCGCGGCGGCCUGGUGGGGCAGGGCACGGAGGCGGAGUGCGGCGCCGCCACCAUCACGCCCUACGUGUCGCCGCCCUUCAGAGAAGCGAGUCAGGACUCCCAGACGGAGCUGGCGGCGGCGUACCAAGUGGCGGGGGGCGGCGCGGUGCUCAACAUGUCACUGGUGGGCAAGAGUUUCCGGGAGACCGAGGGCGGGCCCUCCACCUCCAUCGACGAGGGCGUCGAGGCUGAUAUGGAGAGCGAGUGUGGCUCCUUGGGCGGCGUGCCCCCCCGCGGCGGCACCUGCCUGCUGCAGAACAUCAAAAGUGCCUCCCAGCAGUCCUCGGAGGCCUCUCAGGGCACGGACUCCCCGCUGGGCAGCGUCACCAGCACGGGCUCCACCUUCGAGAGCUUCGAGUCCCAGCUGGAGCCUGACCUGGCCGCCUCCCUCUCCUCUUGCUCCCACGCCUCGCUCACGGCGCGCCCGAUGCUGCAGGGCGUCGCAAACACUCGCUCCCUGCAGCCCCAGACGCAGCUGGACCCCACAGCCGACGUCCCGGAGCGCGCCCACACCCGCUCGCCUGUCAACUUCCGCGAGGGGCGACGCGCGUCUGACGGGCUGGUUACACAGGGCGUCAUCGCCUUCAGGCAGCGGCUACUCGAGACAGAGAAGGCGCGCGGCCUGACGGAACUCCACAGUGUGCAGCAGGAGCACCAGGCCCUCACCUCGCUGUACCAGGCGGCGGCGGUCACCAGCAGCGAGGAGACAACGACGCGCGUGCCGCCGCCGCCGCUGCAGCAGGCGCAGUAUUACCGGCAGUGGCGGCACUCCUACGCCGGCUCCGACGAGCUGAGCCGCGCCCCGCUGGUGCGGCAGCGCGUGUCCCUGCCGGACACACUGGGCCUACCACAGCAGAAGCUGCUACACGUCAAGGACCCCGCCAAGGAGGCCGACAUCUCCCUCAGCAAGCCCCUACAGCAGCAACUGUUUCAGCACCGCCUGCAGCAGAAGCGGCAGAUCCUCCAGAAGCAAGCGGCGUACCCCCGCCAGUCCUUCCCCGUGGGAUGUGACCUGUCGCGGCGCCAGAUGGUGCGGCAGGCGUCGUACAAGCUGGCGCAGCAGCAGCCGGUGCUGCCGCCGCUGCCCAGCGAGCUGAGCGCCGCCCACCUGCUGGCGGGGCUGACGCAGGCUGACCUGACCUGUCCGCCUAUCGCCGAGCACGAUGACCUGCAGGCCCAGGACGAGGCGUGGGAGGGCGGCCCCGCCUGGCGCCACCUCACCUCGUGGGCGCCGGACACCACGUGGCACAUGCUGCCCUCCACCUUCGCCGCCUGCCAAAUCAGCGAGGCCCAGCAGCCCUCCCAGCCCGCCCAGCCCGGCGACGCCCGAAUGUGGCCGCCGCUCCAGUCCUGGCCCGCCACCACCUGGCACCAGAGCGGCGCGGUGGGUGCGGCGCCGUGGCAGCCCGUGUCUGGCCCCGGCGCGCUGCUGCCGCAGACGGUAUGCGAGAGUCCCAUCCUGGAGAUGCCGGAGCACAUGGAGACGUGAGGGCGCCGCGCCGCUACCAUGCACGAGGCGCUCCGGCCCCAGCAGGCGGCGAGGCGGAACACCUGAGCAGGCGUGUUGCCGUCCCGCCGCGACCCCCACGGCGUGUGCGUGGACUGGACCUUCCCGCGGCCCUCUCAACGGUUAGUCUGCCGGCCACCGUCACGUGACUGGCGGAUAGCGGCGCCCCCCGUGGUGACCCGCUGGGCUGUCUGUUGCCAGCCGAGGCUGAUAACUAUCUAGUCAAUACCUAAGCUUCCCAAUGCCUUCCCACGCCAACUGCUCCCCACUACUCCCCCUCGACACCCGCCCUCUCCUCCCCGACAACCCACACCCCACAAACACCCUCACUAUAAACCGCAGGAUUACCCACUAGAAGCAUAUUUCAGACCCACCUCAACACCACCAGUCCGGCACCCGGCCACAUCAACGCCCAGCCCGUCACGCCCAUCCUGGCGCCAUUACCAGGGCCGCGGCUCCCUGCUGCUGAACAUCGAAUACCUACUAAUGGCGUCAUGGGCUAAAUGGGUGCUGACUGGCUGGGAGGAUUGGUCCUGUUGUUUGCCUGGGGAUGAUCAGGGGGCAUCAGAACGAGUAUAGUCUGACCAGUCUAGAGUGGCACCCGUAACGUAGCCCCCCCUCCCCCCCCCAUCACCCUUCUGCAACGCUUCCAAAUGACCUCCCGCUUCGCGUGCUCCUAUACACUAUUUUCUCUCUUCACUUGUACAAAAAACUUUAAAAAGUUUUUUGUUUGUUUUUAUGAAUGAUUCACAUUGUUAGUGAGUACGAAGAA
This is a messenger RNA of Eriocheir sinensis (Chinese mitten crab), 3954 nucleotides long. Its product is annotated as serine/threonine-protein kinase SIK1-like. The record is from RefSeq and is a predicted model, not a curated record. Gene Ontology annotation, molecular function: ATP binding; tau-protein kinase activity; protein serine/threonine kinase activity. Gene Ontology annotation, cellular component: cytoplasm. Gene Ontology annotation, biological process: intracellular signal transduction; microtubule cytoskeleton organization; protein phosphorylation. NCBI's taxonomy places the organism in Eukaryota, Metazoa, Arthropoda, Malacostraca, Decapoda, Varunidae. The transcript has 9 exons. The coding region runs from base 240 to 3164 and encodes 974 amino acids.